Molecule: messenger RNA, 1817 nt
Organism: Cololabis saira (Pacific saury)
Lineage: Eukaryota; Metazoa; Chordata; Actinopteri; Beloniformes; Belonidae
Gene: cct3
Product: chaperonin containing TCP1, subunit 3 (gamma)
Exons: 14
Coding region: 64-1686 (540 amino acids)
Biological process (GO): protein folding
Cellular component (GO): chaperonin-containing T-complex
Molecular function (GO): ATP-dependent protein folding chaperone; ATP binding; ATP hydrolysis activity
Source: RefSeq, a predicted model, not a curated record
UGGCCCCGCCCCCUCCCAGAACCUUCUCUUCAGCUGCUGCUUGUUCCGCCACGCGGUGUCAAGAUGAUCGGCCAGCAAGUCCUAGUGCUCAACCAGAAUGUGAAGAGAGAGUCGGGACGCAAGGUCCAGACUGGAAACAUCAAUGCUGCAAAGACCAUUGCAGAUGUGAUCAGGACCUGCCUUGGCCCACGGGCCAUGAUGAAGAUGCUUCUGGACCCCACAGGAGGAAUUGUGAUGACUAAUGAUGGAAAUGCCAUCCUUAGAGAGAUUCAGGUGCAGCAUCCUGCAGCCAAGUCCAUGAUUGAGAUCAGCCGCACCCAGGACGAAGAGGUGGGAGACGGGACCACUUCAGUCAUCAUUCUGGCUGGAGAGAUGUUGUCUGUAGCUGAACAGUUCCUGGAGCAGCAAAUGCAUCCGACCGUGAUCAUCAGCGCUUACAGACAAGCUCUGGAGGACAUCCUGGAAACUCUGAAGGAAAUUAGCACCCCUGUGGACACGUCAGACCGCUCCAUGAUGCUGAAGAUCGUCCACUCUGCCAUCAACACCAAAGCUCUGAACCGCUGGUCAGAACUGGCCUGCGGCAUCGCCCUGGACGCUGUUCGUACGGUGGAGCUGGAGGAGAACGGCCGCAAAGAGAUCAACAUCAAGAAGUACGCCAAGGUGGAGAAGGUUCCAGGUGGGAUCAUUGAAGACUCGUAUGUCCUGAAGGGUGUGAUGGUAAACAAAGACAUUACCCACCCCAGAAUGAGACGGAUGAUCAAAAACCCCCGGAUCGUCCUGCUGGACUGUUCUCUGGAGUACAAGAAGGGAGAGAGCCAGACCGACAUAGAGAUCAGCAAGGAGGAAGACUUUGCCAAGAUCCUGCAGAUGGAGGAAGACUACAUCCAGCAGAUCUGUGAGGACAUCAUCCGCAUCAAACCAGAUCUGAUCUUCACUGAGAAAGGCAUCUCAGAUCUGGCUCAGCACUACCUGGUGAAGGCAAACAUCACCGCCAUCCGCCGCGUCAGGAAGAGUGACAACAACCGCAUUGCCAGGGCAUGUGGGGCCCGCAUCGUGAGCCGGACAGACGAGCUGCGUGAGGAGGACGUGGGUCUGGGAGCAGGGCUGUUCGAGGUGAAGAAGAUCGGAGAUGAGUACUUCACCUUUGUGACUGAGUGUAAAGACCCUAAAGCCUGCACCAUCCUGCUGAGAGGAGCCAGCAAGGAGAUCCUGGCGGAGGUGGAGAGGAACCUGCAGGACGCCAUGCAGGUGUGUCGUAACGUGCUGCUGGACCCGUCCCUGCUGCCGGGUGGAGGAGCCGUGGAGAUGGCCGUGUCCAAGAGGCUGACGGAGCGUUCCCGCGGCCUGACCGGGGUGGAGCAGUGGCCGUACCGCGCUGUGGCCCAGGCCUUGGAGAUCAUCCCCCGAACCCUCAUCCAGAACUGUGGAGCCUCCACCAUCCGGGUCCUGACAUCACUCCGGGCCAAACACACUCAGGAAAACAGUGUGAGUUGGGGCGUUGAUGGAGAGACCGGCUGUCUGUCCGACAUGUCUGUCCUCGGCAUCUGGGAGCCGCUGGCCGUCAAAGCUCAGACCUACAAGACUGCUAUGGAGACUGCCAUCUUGUUGCUACGCAUCGACGACAUCGUCUCUGGCCACAAGAAGAAGGACAAAGACGAGGCGAUGGGAGGACAGGGAGCAGAGUAGAUGUGUAGAUCCAGGAUGAAGCAGAACAACAUCAGUCCGGCAGCGUGCUUGUGUAUUUCUGUGUGUUUAUGUGUGUGCGGGGACCAGACGCCUCUCUGAAACUUAAUAAUAAAACAACGUUAGGAACCUGA